Molecule: messenger RNA, 1039 nt
Organism: Saccoglossus kowalevskii
Lineage: Eukaryota; Metazoa; Hemichordata; Enteropneusta; Harrimaniidae
Product: centromere protein K-like
Biological process (GO): mitotic sister chromatid segregation; kinetochore assembly
Cellular component (GO): nucleus
Source: RefSeq, a predicted model, not a curated record
AUGGAGCUAUGGUAUAAGACCAGACACAAAUCGUCACUCCUAACCACGGCUUCCCCGGGAUGGCAUCCUAUCACAUCACAUCGCACCACACAUUGUCGGCCUGUAGCACAAAUUAAUUAUAAUAUACCUAGUUUUGUUAGUUUGGAUGAAAAUGGUGUAUUUGAGGAAAAUGCUUCUCAACUGAAUCUGAGUUCUGCAGCAGCAGCAGUAGGUCAGCUGAAUGAUGAUUGUGAUGAAAUACUGAGAGAAAUACACAAGAGAGUGAAAAUAUUACAAGCCAAGGAGAGAAAAUUACAUGCUGAAAUCAAAUCAAUUGAAGAAGCUACCAUGAAAGCUUUAUCAACUAAUAAAGAAGUGAAAAAGGCUGUGUUGAAAGAUAACUUGGAAACCUCUAUAAAACAACAUGAAGAACUUCUCUCUUGUAUGGAGUAUGAAAAACAGGUUCUGAAAGAAAAAUUGAAAAAGAAGAAAUUGGUCCUUGAGAAACAAAAAGAAGUCAAACAAGCCAUUGAAAAGAAAGUACAAGAACUGGAAAGUGCUCACCAAGGACCUGAUAGGUAUAUUAGAGAAGCGAUAGAAAAAAAAGAACAAAUGGCUGAAUAUUUGGACCAGAUUGACAGCCAAUUAAGUGAUUUUUUGAUAAAACAUUUUCCCUCACCUGAAUCUAAGGAUUUACUGAAAGGGAUUCAUAAGGUGACGCCCUCAAGGCCAAAAUACACUAAUAUAUAUAAAAUAAUCAGGAAACUCAUGAAAAAGCAGUUGGAUAGUCCACACGAUCCUUAUAUUUCUAUCAUCGAUUCUUACUGGCCGAUGUAUAUAGAAUUGUUAAUUCGACAUGGUAUUGUAUUGCGGCAUCCCCAGAGAUCUGAUCAUAUUAGAUUAACGCCGUUCCACUUGUAACUGUCAUACUGUACUAUGUAGUAUCUUCCUCAAAGCAGUUUCGCAGUCAUCAAAUAUUGUGCAUUAUAAACAUUGCAUUGAACCCAUAUCAAAAACUCAACAGACUAGUAGAACUAUGUAGUUCAUCAGGGAGCAGGCC